Messenger RNA from Paramacrobiotus metropolitanus, 2071 nucleotides. Its product is annotated as glycoprotein 3-alpha-L-fucosyltransferase A-like. Gene Ontology annotation, cellular component: membrane. Gene Ontology annotation, molecular function: alpha-(1->3)-fucosyltransferase activity. The transcript has 3 exons. Bases 542 to 1834 code for a protein of 430 amino acids. NCBI's taxonomy places the organism in Eukaryota, Metazoa, Tardigrada, Eutardigrada, Parachela, Macrobiotidae. The record is from RefSeq and is a predicted model, not a curated record.
UGUGCGACGAUCACCACAUGGGCAACAGCCGCACAUUGUAUCCGCGCGACGCAUGUAUUUCGCUGCCAUCGAUCCGGCUGUCUACUCCCGCGUAGCUAAAUAUUUAGAAAGACAUACUUGAGUGCGGUUUGCGGUUUAUGUUAUAAAUAAACCUGUAUGCAGCAACACAUCAGCCGACACUGUUUACAUUUUUUUGCCAGCCCGGUACCGCUUCCGCCGGUUGUCAAGCCAAUAUGCAGCAGAUCGGCUUGAGAUCAUCAUUGAUCAGACUACUUAUCUUUUUCCGCCAGAGUGCCUGCUUCUCUUUCUUCCAGACGUGUACAUACUUCCGUGCUGUCUUGCGGAUUUUUAUUGAUUCACAAUCAGAAAUGUUCGUUCAUUCGAAAUCGAACGCUUUAUACCGUUGGCCGGUUGGCGGUAAUUUAUAUGUCGAUAUAUUGUUCAAUGAAUUUGCCAUUUCAUUACAGUAUUGAGAGCUAAAGUUAUAAAGUUCCAACGUCUUACAUAUUCCGUUUGUUUGUUAAAAUGUCAACUGCUGCCGAUGCCGAUCAGGAACGAUGUGGUCAGCUCUUUAGUCACGACGUUCAGACGAAGACGGCUGGACUUUGCUCGGAAAGAUUGUAUCGAGACCUCCAAAACUAAAGUCGCUGUUCGCUUUGCCGUUUGUAUGACUAUUUUCGGGCUGAUAUACCUCUGUUUUGCCAAUACCAGGCCAACUAAAAAUCAACUAACGGAACGUCGUAUAAUAUCGUUCGACGACUCCUUCCGCCAAAGCAGCGAUUCUCAACCGCAGCCAGCUACUAAGAAAACCGUCAACGGUCAAACGCAUCACAUUCUAUUUUGGACUACUUUCUAUGGAGACCAGUAUACCCCCGCGUUACGUCUCUUUCAAGAAGCAGAAACAGGAAUAAAACAAUGCCCAUAUUCGAACUGCAUCGUUUCCAGUAACCGGAGCAAAUUACUAACUAGUGGUGCGGUCGUAUAUCACAUUCGGGAUUUCGCCUUGGAUCAGCUGCCACCGACACGGUUACAUCACCAAUACUACAUUUUUUACGGGCUGGAAUCGCCAGUGCACACGCGCCAGGAUUUCCAACCCGGGUUCUUCAACCUGACCUUCACGUACCGGUUGGAUUCGGAUGUGAUUACGGACUCGUACUUUCAGCACUUUCGUCCGUCGGUGUGGAAGGACAGCCGAGAGUUCGAUGAGGCGCUGCGAAAUAAAACAGGAUUCGCGACGACGUUUGUCUCCAACUGCCAGUGGAUACCCAGUCGACGGGAUUUGUAUAUGACAGAGCUGGCAAAAUAUGUGGAUGUGGAUGUCUAUGGGAAGUGUGGCACGAAGGAGUGCAGCACGGAUACGCCCGAAAUUUGUGAUCGGCUAGUGGCCAAUUACAAGUUUUAUCUGGCUUUCGAAAACAGUAUCUGCAAGGAUUACGUUACCGAAAAAAUCCAUCGAGCCUUAAAUCACGCCGCAGUUCCCGUUGUCUAUGGCGGUGCCAACUAUUUCGCGAUCUUCCCCAAAGACUCCUUUAUAAACGUUAUGGAUUUUGAAAACCCCAAAGCCCUUGCCGAUUAUUUGCUCUUUCUAAACAAGAACCCCCAGGAAUACCGCAAGUAUUUCCAGUGGCGCGUCAGUGCGGCCACGGCCAAAUUAGCAGCCGGACUGGAAGCUCGUAAUCUGUCGUGGUGCAGAAUCUGUACCAUUCUCAACACUAGAAGUCCAAAGAAGAAGGUCGUCACUGAUUUGGGUCGGUGGUGGAAUGGGAAGGUUGGUGUGGUGCCAAGGAUAGAAAAUAAUAAAUGGAAAAUGAAUCCGUCCAUUCCGUCUGUUUAAUUACUGAGCAAUGAGCCACUGCAUUAGCUGUGUUACAUACUCCUAGCUUGUUGGUUUUAGACUGCUUUUUUAUAGCUUGCAACGGCGAAUCUCCAUAGUUCUUAGAAGUUGUAAAUAAACCUAAAGUGACGCUUGCGCUUAUAUCGUGUUUGUGGACUUGCCGCCUUAUGAUUGCAGGAUUUGUUUUAACUUGGCGAAUGCGAUUUUAAAAUGCAAUUAUGAACAAACAAACGUUUG